Molecule: messenger RNA, 1274 nt
Organism: Carassius carassius (crucian carp)
Lineage: Eukaryota; Metazoa; Chordata; Actinopteri; Cypriniformes; Cyprinidae
Product: follistatin-related protein 3-like
Exons: 5
Coding region: 264-998 (244 amino acids)
Biological process (GO): multicellular organism development; regulation of BMP signaling pathway; negative regulation of activin receptor signaling pathway
Molecular function (GO): protein binding; activin binding
Source: RefSeq, a predicted model, not a curated record
AGUUUUUCAGCCUCAUAUCCGAGAACUGACUCAAGUACACAACUGCACCAGCAACGUAACUGGCUGGAAUUAUCGCCCAUCCCAGAAGCAUAAUUUACUCGGGCAAAAUAUUUAUACAGAGGCGGACCGAGAUCACUUAUAGCAAGUCCAUUCACGAAACCCAGUGGAAGCAACCCACAUUAAAGACUCUGUAGAGUUCUUAUCGUUCUCAGUACUUUUAAGGAACACCGCUGGUUCAGACAUCUCAAGUAUUCAGCAGCAUCAUGAACUUUUUGACUGUAUUACAUUGUGUGAUACUUAUUUCAGUUUGUGAAAUACUUCAUCGAACGAACGCUGGCAUGUGCUGGCUGCAGCAGGGUCCGGAGCACCGCUGUGACAUGGUGCUCAUGAGGGGCGUGAGCAGGGAAGAGUGCUGUGCAGCCGGCCGUCUGGACACUGCCUGGUCCAACACCAGUCUGCCGAUCAAUGAAGUCAGUCUGCUGGGAUUCCUGGGAAUAGUUUCCUGUAAGGCGUGCAAAGAGAACUGUGAGGGAGUCAACUGCGGCCCUGGAAAGGCGUGCAGGAUGAAGUCUGGACGUCCCCAGUGCGUGUGCUCUCCAGACUGUUCCAACAUCUCCACUAAACACGCCGUGUGUGGGAGCGAUGGGAGCUCAUACAAAGACGAGUGCACUCUCCUGAUGGCUCGCUGCAGAGGUCACCCUGACCUGGAGAUUAUGUAUCAGGGGGAAUGUAAAAAGUCCUGCUCCAAUGUCGUAUGUCCUGGGACGCAUACCUGCGUGACGGACCAGACCAACAGCGCCCACUGUGUCAUGUGCCGCACUGCGCCCUGUCCGAUGCCUAUGGUCACUGAGCAAACCAUCUGUGGCAACGAUAACAUCACCUACCCCAGUACCUGCCACCUGCGUAGGGCUACCUGCUUUUUGGGUCGAUCCAUAGGGGUCCGCCAUAAUGGACACUGCAGAAGUAAUGAAGGAAGUGAAGAAAAUUCCCUCUUCUGAGAAUGUGAAGAGCAGAUCCGCUCCCUGUACAUAUUAUGAUGGCACAAAAGACGUGAGAGAACCUGUUUGAAACCACAUAGUCUCACAACAUGGUCCUCUGUACCAAAGAACAACUACUAGUAUUUUAUAUAGGGCUGGGUAUCGAGUUUGAUACUUUUUAGGAACCGACCAAAUUGCCUCGAUACCAUAGAGUAUCGAAAAAUGUCUUGUUGUUCGGCACCAAAUUUCGAUACAUAAGUGGUUCAUCUCAUCAAUGUCAGUUAGCCAAUAAGCAUG